Diaporthe batatas is the source of this 824-nucleotide messenger RNA. RefSeq lists its product as uncharacterized. NCBI's taxonomy places the organism in Eukaryota, Fungi, Ascomycota, Sordariomycetes, Diaporthales, Diaporthaceae. The transcript has 2 exons. The record is from RefSeq and is a predicted model, not a curated record. Bases 1 to 807 code for a protein of 268 amino acids.
AUGAGCCGACAAGAAAAGGGGGGAAGACGACCAAGGCGGUCCCUGGAGCAACAGAUCGAACCGGCACAAGAUGACAACUACAGCCCAGCCAUCAAGCCACAAGCAACGCAGCCAGAUGCUACGAGCCAGCAGCCAAAGGUGCCAAACAAUACUGCCCUUCGAGCAAAAGCUCCGAGCCGGAAAACUGGCACUGCAGUCCCAAUAGGCCCUUCAAAACAACGCCAGGCCCAGAAAAAAACGGCAGGGAAGACCACCAAGGACGGCAUUCACCAUACACCCAACAGCAGCAGUACCGAACAGAAACGCAAGGCCCGGGCUGAGCCGCACACAGCGACCACGACCAGCAAGGAGGACACUACAGAACCCAAGUUGCCAGUCGCCGCGCAGCCGUCUGCCAAAGGCGCACCGGCAAAGGGGCCAGGACCGUCUGACCAGCCUGCCACGACAAGAAAGCGGCGCGCAGCCUCCGCACCCGUCGAGGGAGGAGGCCGGGCGAGCAAGAGGUCGCGCCUCCAGGAUGAGGGUGACACAGACUGGCGCGCGGCCCCGAUCGUCUUUGCCCAGAGGCACCAGGACCGCGACGACGGCGCCAUGGACGUGGACACAGCGGCAGUGCUAGCGGAAGCCGGCGGGGGAGACGCCCAUGCCGACAAGGAGAGUGGCGGCGUGUGUGAGGGAGGUGCUGACGAUGGGAAGCAGCUUGCCGCCUCCGAAAGCCCACCGGGAAUCGAGCUGACGGGUGGCUAUGGGGCUUUCAUGGGGUUCGCGCUCGGCGCCGGUGCCUUUGCCUUGCGGCACUGGAGUUGAGCCACAAAAGAGCAAUG